Molecule: messenger RNA, 6061 nt
Organism: Schistosoma intercalatum
Lineage: Eukaryota; Metazoa; Platyhelminthes; Trematoda; Strigeidida; Schistosomatidae
Source: the annotation of a GenBank genome assembly
AUUUUGCUAAAUGGCAGCGUUUUAGAGGUAUCGGAUUUUGAUAUAUCGGUGGGUGGUUGUGGUCUGGUUUUGAAAGUAAUAACCACUUACAUAUCAGGCUCGACGUUGAUGACGUAUAUCUAUCAGUCGUCUGAUUUGGUAAUCGUGUACCACGCAAUGCACGUUAGUAUUUUCCGAGUCUAUUCCCCAGUCUAAGUAUGUUUAAAUUCAUUAUAUGCAAUGAAUUAUUAACCACAUAAAUCAUACGUCUAAGCCCAUUUUAUUCCUGUGUAAGCGGCUUGUAUCGCCUAGCGUGUAAACCAACCUAACAUAGACGUAUAUUGAUUGUAGUAAGUCUCAUGGUUUAUUAUUUAUUUUCCAGACAGGUCAUUUUAGCAAGAGAUCCCAGUCUGAUAACCUUUUUAACCCGCCCAUAAGUCUAGGUGGUUUGCAUCUGACACCGUGAAGUAUUUCAUCCAGAAAUUGGUAAGUAAAGGUUCUUAGAAUGUGAAUUUUAAAAACUAGGAACACUAAAUAGGCAUGUGUUUCAGUAGUCUGACCUAUGACCUAUCAAUUAAAUGUAAAAGUUUCCCAUAGGGACAAUAAACCAAAAUGACUUUCGCCACUGUGAUUUCGAAAAUAUAUCUUGAUUGAGAUAAAGUUGAUAUUGUAAAGAUUUUCACUGUAUGAUGUGGUUAUCAAUUGGUGAUCUUGGUGCUUGGUCAUCUAAGUCAUUAUUGGCCCAAAUCAUGACCAAGGCAUUCAUGUAGUUUAUCGUUAAUAGCAGCAAGUGUAGGUUACAACAAGCUAUUUGAGUGUAUUUAUUCAGUCUUCAACAUAAGCUUGUAGGUCCUUGGAAGAACUAUGGCCACCUUUAUGAAACAUCCAAACUACUUACGGUUAAUUGUAUGUCGAGUUAAACUGUCGCGCCACAUCAGACUAAAGUGGGCGAAACAAGAUUUUAACUUGCGAACCAAUGGUUGAAAGUUAACUGCUUUAACGAUUAAACUCUGCUUUAUGACACCGAAUUCCUCAAUACACAAACAUUUUUGGUUGAAAACUGACAACCUACGAAGGUCGUCCAUUUUCACUGGUUAUAUUUCUCAGGUGUAUAGCAAAAUGAUACAUACUACUCUCCGUUUGAUGGACAGUCAGACUUAUCUGUGUCAAAUAUGGUGCUAAUUAAUAAAAGACAAGCGAGAUUUUCGUAUGUGCCAAGAUUUUGUCAGUAAUUGAAGCACCAGGGAUGAUUAGACCUUCAAGAUGAUUAUUUCAGUCACAACGGUCAAACUGGGCAUUGAUACUGACCAAUUUUAAAGUUUUUGUAUAUAGGAAAAAAGACUCCAAGGGUUAUUACUUUGUUACUCAAGGCAUUUAGUUGACUCCAUUCUUAGUAUUGAACAGGGCUGCUGUCUCCAUAUACUAGGUCGAUAAGAGUACCAGCUGGUGAGAGAUCAUCGUACAAUCUAUUAUGGUCGCAGUUAAUUCUCAUCUUAGUACAUAGACAACAUAAAUUAUGUCUACAAUAAUUUAGUUCUGAACGUUAAGGUAUUUUUAAUGGUAAGGUUGUCCGUGUGAAUUUACGCUUAUUUGUGGUAAGUACAGUGUUCCUUCAUUCCGGUUGAGAUCAAGAUUAGUUUUGUCUAACAUCUGAUCAUAUUGUUUCUUCAAAUUAAUGGCUAUGCUCUGCUCUUAAAACCUCGCAACCCAUCGAAAAGUUCGUGUCCAAGUAAGCAACAUAAUGGUCCGUUCCACGUAAUCAUCAGGUUUAAUGUAGACAACAAAAUGUAACUGUUAUAUCCGAGUGAAGGUUAAUUUACGGGUAACUUCCGAGGACUAUUAAUGGACUAAUAUUCUUAUUGUAUAACUAUUCAAUAAUUAUUCUGUUAAGUUUAAUGGUGUCUUUGGACUUUAAAUGGACAUUUCCUAUUGGUCAAUAUUUGUUUCACUUGUCAAAUAUUGUACAAAUGUUGUUUUCUAUUUUAUGGUACGAUGUGGUCUGUUUGAUUGGUAUAUAAACAGAGUAUGUUUGAAAUACAUGAUUCGAUUCAUAUUGCGGAAGCUGGUAUUGUGUUUUGGACUCAAGUAGACGGGCUAGAAGGACCUAGGACUAAUAAGGCGCUAGACUGCCCACACCGGUUGAACGUUAUUGGUUGGCCUAGUGUGAAGAUUCGUAUAAGUCGUAUUCGGAUUGGUGAAUAAUUCGUGUGAUAGAAAAGCCAGACACCGAAGGUCAUAACAGUACCAGAAAUUUAUCCCAGUAUAUCAUAGCCCUUUCCUCAAAUGUUAACUAAUCUAUCUCUUAGCACUAAAUUUUCAAACAGAAUUUAAAGUAUGUUUACUAGCUAACAUAAUUUUCAUUGUUAAUUUAUUUUAAUGUUUUGACUCGUUCUAGAUAUGGGAUCUUCUGAAGCCAGCACACGUCGUCGAGUAAAGUUGUACAUGUUGAAUGAUGAACGACAAUGGGAUGAUAAGGGCACUGGUCACGUGUCAGCAUUGUAUACUGAGCAGGAGAACAUGGCUCUAGUAGUAAUUUCAGAGACAGAUGGGUCUUAUCUUCUUGAGUCAAAAAUACAGCCAGAUACAGCGUAUCAAAAGCAGCAAGAAACACUAAUUGUCUGGUCAGAAGGUGAAAAUAUGGAUUUAGCUCUAUCUUUCCAAGAAAAGGUUGGUUGUGAUGAUGUAUGGGAAAAAAUUUGUGCUGUACAGGGAAAGGAUCCAUCGGUAGAGAUUACUCAAGAGGUUGUUGACGAGUCAGAUGAUGUUGAUGACACAGAUGGGUAUACACCGACAAUGAUGCAAAGUAUUCAACCUCUUAGUCUUCCACCUUGUGAACUGAGCCGUCUUGAAGAAGUUGUUGACCUAGUUAGUCAAGCUGUCGCAUCACCUCCGAAACGCGAGCGAUUGGUGGCCUUUUUAGAGUCAACUAAUUAUCUCCAUCAGUUAGUCGAUGUCUUUCACAAGGCAGAAGAUCUGGAAGAUAUGGAAUCGUUGCAUCAUCUUUACGAAAUAAUGCGACAACUUAUAUUGGUAAACAAACAUAGCCUUUAUGAAAGUUUAUUCGCUGAUGAUAUGCUGUUGGAUGUGAUUGGUAUUUUGGAAUACAAUCCUUCUGGGCGCACUAAACAUCGUGAUUUUCUCAGAAAUAAGGCUACUUUCAAAGAAGUUUUGCCUUUGCAUAAUACAGAUUUAGUGACAAAAAUACAUCAAACAUAUCGCGUUCAGUACAUACAAGACUGCUGUCUCCCACCUCCUUGUCUAUUCGACGAACACACUCUUUCCCAACUUAAAGCAUUUGUUUCUAUAAACAAGAUGGAGAUUAUUCGGGCUCUUCAAGAAGAUGAAGAGUUUAUGUGCCGACUUUUUACACGUUUGAAAGCGGCGGAUACAGACCUAACUCAUCGCAGAGACCUAUCGCUCUUUGUAAAGGAAUUUUGUAAUAUUUCCAUCCAAACAGAUCAGAAAGAAAGUUUUCUCAGUUGUUUACUUCAACAUGGAGCACUAAGAACAGCUGAAGUACUCCUCGCAAUUGAUGAUCGAGAUAUAAAGUCAGCGGCUCUCGAGAUUCUCCAGGCAUUUAUUGAGCACCAGCCCUCUGUUGUGCGUGAAUAUGUCUUCAGAGAAACUGCUCCGUUCCGAAAAGACGAUGAAUUACUCAUUAAUCUUAUGAUAAGUCAAUUACUCACUGAUCCAGAUCCAGAACUUAGUGAUGCUUUCCUUUUGGGUUACAUGUUGCGCAUUCUUAUCGAUCCAGACAAUAUGAACAAUUCCGGUGUCCGUAGCGAAAAAACAGAUUUUCUCAGUUUUUUCUAUAAACGAUGCAUCAAUACACUUGUUCGUCCAUUAUUUGAUAAUACUUCAAAAGAUACACUGGAGAAGGAUGAUUAUCACACUGCAUUAGUUUUGAACCAUAUAAUUGAAUUGCUCACGUUCUGUAUUGAAACUCAUACAUACCACAUGAAGAAUUACUGCUUUAAUCGUGAUCUACUAAAACGUGUUCUCGUUUUAUUGCUAUCAUCUCAUAAAUUCCUUGUGUUAGCUGCUUUACGUCUUCUAAGACGUGUUGUCCAUAUGAAAGAAGAAUUUUAUAAUCGUUAUUUGAUCAAAAACAAUCUUUUUAAACCAGUUUUGAAGCUCUUCGUUUCCAACGGAUAUCGUUACAACCUGUUGGACUCAGCUAUUAUCGAACUUUUUGACUAUAUUCGCUCUGAAGAAAUAACUUCAUUAAUUACCCAUAUAAUAGAAAAUUAUUGGGAUAUUUUGAAAAAUAUAAAUUACGUACAAACGUUUACCGAUCUAAAACGAGCAUACGAUCACAGUCAUCGUUCAGUUAGGACUGUUGUUGGAACUGUGACCCAGCAAGCGACAUUAGAUGUGCUUUCUUUGACUUCUACGCGUUUCCAACGUGAUGCACGUGCACUAGAGAUGGAAGAAGAACAAUGGUUUGAUCAGGAUGAAGAUGAGGAAGAGGAAGAAGAUGGAGAUAACCUAUUCCCACAACACUCGCCAACAUUGCUCAAUAGAACGACAAAUGCUUCUGCUAGUGCAAGUGAACCUACUGUUGGAAGUGGUUUGUCAAAUCUCCCUUCAUAUGGGCUACAUUCUGUAAUCACUACUUCGUCAGAUUUAUUGGGUAUUGUUACGUCUUCAGAUACGCAAUCCAGUUUGGUUUCUUUAUCAUCCUCGGUCGCACCAAGCAAUUCUAGUCUUGAUUCAUGCGCUAGUGUUCUGCCUCAUCCACCCAGUUUUUCACCGAAAUCUGUAAUGGAUAAUUUAACUGACAAUUUAUGCAUACCUCCACGUUCAGGAUCUCUGUGCGAUAGACUUCGUGUACGUCCUCACACUGUUCUUUUGAAUGAUGAUAAUGAGUCUUCUGCAGCACGUCUUAAUUUUGGUCGUCAAACUCCUAUAGCGAUUCAUAUCAAAUCAUUGUGUAGAGAGAAAAUAGAAACAAUGAGUGAUGGAUUUGAAAUAAGUGGUCGAUUAAAUCCAUCUUUAUUAGCGUCAGAUACCAGUUUAUCAAGCACCAGAAAUCCUAACCAUAUUGAUGAUAAUGAAUAUAAAGAAAAUGUAACUGGUUCGAAUUCAAGUGAUGCACAAAACUCAUCAGUAUCAAGUCCCAUUAUGUCUGAUAUUUCCCAUAAAAUAAAGCGAAAUCAUAUCGAUCCUCCUGUUGAAAAUGAGGACUGCAAUUUAGUCCAGGUAAAACGUUUGAAAAAAUCUAGACAGUCAAGUAACAAGUCAUCAUCUCAAGAUUUUCACCUACACAAAGAAACAGUUAUCUUGGAAAACAGCUACUCUGACAAACUUCCUCAUGAGACAAAUAAUACAAAAUCAUUUGAGGUUAUAGAAGCUGAUCCAUUGUCUCCUAUUGGUUUGGUGGAUUAUUCAGAUGAAGAAAGUGAGGAAGAGGAACAAAUAAAAGACAAAAAUGACCACAUUCAAUUUGAAGAAAAUCAAACAUCAAAUAAUGACGUUGAUGGGUCUCAUCACAACAUAUCGGAUGUUUCAUCCAGUCAAGUGGUGACAGAUGUAGUCUAAAAUUGUACAAAGUUGUUAAGCAUCCAUUCCUUACUUUUUACAAAAGUGAUGAGACGUCGAAAUGAACCAUUUCUGUGCCUUUGUCUUACAACUUAAAGGAAUAUUUUUUUAACAAAAGUGAUUUCAUCAAUUUUGUUAAAACCACCAACCAUCCAGGUUGAGAUGCUUAAGACAUUGGCUAUGCCAGUGGUUCUUCGUCAUUUCUCCUUUAAUUUCCAUCUUCAGUAAAUGCGCCAAACUUCUAAUUUUUCCUGUCUAUUGCCCAGCGCGCAUUUUGUACAUAGAAACAUUGUAUUGAUUGACUGGGGGAUCUAAAAAUAAUUUUAUGUAGAGAAAUGUUUGUAUAACUAAUAGGCAUUUGCCUUUUGUAAAUGCGCUUUGUUUAAUAAUGUUUAUUGUAGACACCUCAAAUUGUUUCAGAUUUUUUUUUCUCAAUCCGUCAAUUGAAAUGAAUAUAUCAUAGCACAUGUCUUAAUACUUAAUUGAUAUGUGUAACGUCAGUCUGUGUUGAUAUGUUGAAUGGUCACUCGUUUGUUUUUCG